AUGAAAGUAGAAACUUUAGUUAUGAAAAUAAUAGAAGCUAUUGAAACAGCUUCACCAACUGUAAAUGGUAAAAAAAUCAGCAUAACUAAAAAACUUAUUGAUAAAUACAAAUAUUGUAAAGUCAGAGAUGAUAUAGACUUAGAAAGAAUUGACAAGAGUGUAAAGGAAGGUGGAUUUAUAUUUUCCCUACCUUUGAUAUUUGCUGGUCUUACCGCGGCGGGUGCAAUAGCUGGUGCUACAGCUGCUGGAGUAGGUACUGCCAACGAAGAUAAAGCAGCUAAAGUAACAGCUGCCGAAGAACAUAUACACAAUUUGGAAAUGGAAAAGCAAGCAAAGUAA
Molecule: messenger RNA, 339 nt
Organism: Lottia gigantea (owl limpet)
Lineage: Eukaryota; Metazoa; Mollusca; Gastropoda; Lottiidae
Exons: 1
Coding region: 1-339 (112 amino acids)
Source: RefSeq, a predicted model, not a curated record